Molecule: messenger RNA, 1733 nt
Organism: Spizellomyces punctatus DAOM BR117
Lineage: Eukaryota; Fungi; Chytridiomycota; Chytridiomycetes; Spizellomycetales; Spizellomycetaceae
Exons: 3
Coding region: 24-1400 (458 amino acids)
Biological process (GO): positive regulation of mitochondrial translation
Source: RefSeq, a predicted model, not a curated record
UCCUUUUGAAUUGAAAAAACCAAAUGGCUUCAAUCAAACCAAGAAUGCUUGGCGGACUCAAAAGACUAGUCUGCCAGAGCUCGCAAAAGGCAUUCUCUCCAUCACUGCGACGAGCAUGUGAACUACAUGUUCAACGUCCGGUCCAACAGCGAUUAAGCCGUGCCUUUACAACUUCUCCAAUUAUCCGGAUUGGAGCUAACCCACGGGUAGAGGACAACCGCCCUUCAGGUCCCAAUUGGAGAGCAAAAAAAAAGAAGGGAGUGCGGGAUGUUGGAAGAGAAGAAUCUGGGCAGCCAUCUGUUGUGGUACCGCCUAUGGACGAAGGAAUGCGAGCCACCGCCUACUGCACCGCUGAAAAUUACAACUUUACGACUCUCUUACCUCUCUUGCAGAGGAAAUACCUUUUACUUCCCUUCAUUGCCGAUGAUGUGUAUCAUAUUCGUCUUGUGAACCCAUCAGAGUCGAUUUCUAGUUCAGCAGGACAUGACGCAGAAGCGUUUAUAUUUCGGGAUGGAACGUUUGCGACGUGGGGUGCGACGGAUGCGCAGAAUGCGGCCUUGUUGCGUUUGGUGAAGCAGGUGGAGAUUAAUCCGUACAAGGAAGCAGAAACUGAGUGGUUUCAUUAUUGUGUGGAUCUUGACCAGGCUGGAGGACUCACCGCUGAUACUAUCAUUAUUGGCAACUCUCUCCCCGCACAUCAAGCGAGAUUAGCAUACUCGUCUGGUCUGGCGCGAUCCGUAAAGUUGGCUGCACUUGAGGAAAUGCUUGAAAAGCAUUUGGAAAAGAACCGUCACAUCCCUCAAGUCCUCUUGCAAGGCAAAAAACUUCCGCUCAGCCGUGCAGCCGUGCUACAAAACCUUGGUGAACUCUUUUCUCUACGAGGUCAUCUAAACCUCCACGGUGAACUCCUCGACUCUCCCGAUUUUUGCUGGUCGAGUGCCAAAAUGGAAGACAUAUUUGACCGAAUAUCGCGUAACCUGGACGUCCGACCGCGGAUCGCCGUCUUUAAUAAAAAAUUAGACUAUGCAAAUGAGUUGACUGAAGUCAUUCGCAGUCACCUCCACACAAAACACUCUACCGGACUGGAAUGGGGAAUCAUUAUUCUCAUCAUGAUUGAAGUCGGGUUCCAGGUUUAUCAUACUUAUAAGGAAUGGGAAGCGAAUAACCCAUCGUCACGUCGUAGUGCUCCACAAGUCUCACCCGAGUUUGUUCCGGAUGAGGCUCUUGAGGAGACUGUUAAGCCCAUGCUGGGGAAAGGAGAACCUCGACGAAGAGGUGAACGUGAGCGAGAAGACAUUGGCCAUCGACGGGAGUUUCGGGGUGAGGCUUCUGAGGAGGAUGAGAGUGGGUUAACGCUUGCGCCGGCUCUCAGUGGCACGUCUUCCCGUUGGCGUGUCUAAAAAGGGUUGCUGUUGUGGAAUUUUUUUUGCUUGUCGUUUUUCCGACCUUUGGAGCAGUUAUUUGGAAUUUUUGUCAUGUGCAUAGAUGCAUACAUCUUUUUUUUUUUUUCAUUGUAAUCAUAGACGUAUAUAUAUUUACUACAAUUAGAGAGACUCUUUUGACGCCUGGCCCGUUGUGUAGACUCUUUUUGUAUUCCGACUGUCGGGUGUCCCAAAUGGGGCGUGAACAUUUCGCGUUAUAGACCUACUCGGUGAAUAUUGUGAAUGUCGUUUGCGUUCACAAAUAUGUAUAGAAGUGUGAGAGGGCGAAAUAAAAAAGCGCUUGGAUUGUUG